Molecule: messenger RNA, 1517 nt
Organism: Carassius auratus (goldfish)
Lineage: Eukaryota; Metazoa; Chordata; Actinopteri; Cypriniformes; Cyprinidae
Product: androgen-induced gene 1 protein-like
Exons: 6
Coding region: 152-859 (235 amino acids)
Cellular component (GO): endomembrane system; membrane
Source: RefSeq, a predicted model, not a curated record
GUUACUAUAGCAACAACCUCUCGCGCACAUCCGCCGCCUCCACCAACGUCUCGCACGGAUCCGCGCGACCCUCUCCCCCUCCCCACCGCAUAACAGCAUCCCUCUGUCAACAGGAUAUGUCCUGAGACGGAAAUACGACGGGGGAAGGAAAAUGGCGCUCAUCCCAUCACAGAUCCUCAGAGUAGCGAUACUCCUCUCUUAUUUUUCCAUCCUCUGCAAUUACAAAGCCAUAGACAUGCCCGCGCAUCAAACAUACGGCGGUAGCUGGAAGUUUCUUACAUUCAUAGAUUUGGUCAUUCAGGCGGUGUUCUUUGGCGUGUGUGUCCUGACUGACCUCUCAAGCCUUUUGACAAAAGGCAGUGUCUGUAUGGAGCAAGAGAGACAGUUGAGGAAGCUCAUUGGCUUGCGAGACUGGAUGAUGGCUGUUCUGGCCUUUCCUGUUGGUGCGUUUGUAGUGACUAUGUUCUGGACCCUUUACGUGUAUGACAGAGAUUUGGUAUAUCCAAGACUCCUGGACAACUUCAUACCUCAGUGGCUAAACCAUGGCAUGCACACAACAGUUCUUCCUUUCAUCAUAAUUGAGAUGAGAACAACAUACCAUCGAUAUCCCAGCAGGACCUGUGGACUCUUCGCGGUCUGCAUGUUUGCCUUGGGAUAUGUUGUAUGGAUGUGCUGGGUGCACUGCAUGACAGGGGUGUGGGUUUAUCCGUUGCUGGAUCACAUUGGGCCCAUGGCCAGAAUUCUCUUCUUCAUCUGCCUCACGGCUCUGAUCAGUGUCUACUACGUCUUGGGAGAAAUCCUGAACAACUACAUCUGGGAUUCCUCAAAGAGUACAUAUACAUCCCGCUUAGCUUCCUGAUGCACCCACGCACACUCCUCCACCUGUUAGCGCUAUAGACUGGGAGAAGUGCAUCGUGGGUGUAGUGCUACCGAAGGCAGCGCGCAGCAGAUGAGAACAGAGCCCGUGAGCAGUCUGAGAGCAGCAGACGGCGAAGGCUUCUCUUCCUCCCACCUGUUUGACACUGACCUGCAAAUCAACAAAGCAGUACACACACACAUACACACACACCUCAGGCUCACUCUUAUGGAGCUGAUGUAUGUGCCUUGAUCCUCAGUACAAGAUCUCCCUCUUAUGUCCAAAGCAGCAGUAGCGUAAUCUCCGACAGCCCCUGCAGCUAAACUAUCCAGGAACACAUCCGUCACUAAUGCUUUGCGCUGUUCUUCUCACGGUCUCAUGGUUCGAACAGCUAAAAAACAAAAAAAUUAGUUGCCAAGAGAUCACGGAUCUUACAUAUGCACUAAUGCAGUCACUGCAGUAUCCAACAAUUAAUGAAAGAAAUUGUUACUAAAGAAACUAUUACUACUGAUGCUUAUUUUUUUAAUUAUCAGCACCUGGAAAAUUCUGCUGAAGUUGCAAGCAAGCCCCACGUGAUAAAAUAGAAUUUUAUAUGAUAAUUUAAUGGCAACUCUUUAUAAUAAGGUUCAAUUUGUUAUUAAUGCAUUUGGUGUCACAAACA